This is a messenger RNA of Symbiodinium sp. CCMP2592, 732 nucleotides long. NCBI's taxonomy places the organism in Eukaryota, Dinophyceae, Suessiales, Symbiodiniaceae. The record is from the annotation of a GenBank genome assembly.
AUGACGUCACCAACGUAUCAGCGCACGCCGCUGGACAAGCGGCCGGAUUUCAUCAAGAUCUUGUGCGUGGCAGGCUUCUACUGCAUCAUUUCCGGGGCCCUAAACGGUGUGGCAGUGCAGGAGCUCGGCACGCCCGUUGGCUACACCUCCGGCGGUAUGGUGAACUCAGGUCGAUUCUUCGCAACGGGCAAUGCGGAAGCUCCGAAGAUCUUGGCGAUGUGUGCAUCCUUCUACUGUGGAGGCCUCCUCGCAGGGAUCUGGCCCAGCGGCUGUGACGGCGACCACGUCUUCGAAGGAAGAUCCUCGCCAGGCAUGAUCCUCUCAGCCGCCAUGAUCGCUAUCGGAGCCUACAUGAAGAAGAUGCACAACCGGCCGACCUUCGCGAUGCAAAUCUGGGCGUUGGCCCAGGGCUUGAUGAAUGCCACCUCCACGAGCUUUUCUGCUGUGCCGAUGAGGGCGACCCACACUGCCGGCGGGCAGACGGAUGCAGCUAUCAGCCUCGGAAAGGCUUUCGUUCAGUGGCGGACUGGAAAGGAGGUUCCCUGCCUGCGCAAAGUCUACCUGAACGCAGUCUGCUGCGCCGGCAUGAUCUUGGGAGGCAUGUUGGCCGGGAAGUACCACAAGAGGUUCGGCACCUUCUCGGCUCUUGUCCCCGCCGGGGCACUUUUCAUGUCCGCGACCCUCUUGCCUAAGAUGAUCGCGCCGGAUGAGGAGCCCCCGAAGAAGAAGUGA